Chanos chanos (milkfish) is the source of this 1155-nucleotide messenger RNA. It is a transcript of the gene layna, whose product is annotated as layilin a. The transcript has 8 exons. Gene Ontology annotation, biological process: positive regulation of axonogenesis. Bases 1 to 1155 code for a protein of 384 amino acids. Gene Ontology annotation, cellular component: cytoplasm. The record is from RefSeq and is a predicted model, not a curated record. NCBI's taxonomy places the organism in Eukaryota, Metazoa, Chordata, Actinopteri, Gonorynchiformes, Chanidae.
AUGGAUUUGGUGAAAGUGGUUGGUUCUGUAUUUUUUAUUUGCUGGCUUCCAGUCUACGCAUCGAAAUUGUUAAACGACGUUUACGAGCCCAGAGGCCAGCACAUUUGCAAACGUGGUACCGAGCGACCCUGUUACAAGAUUGCGUACUUCCAAGACAGUCGCCGUAAAGUGAACUUUGAGGAAGCCGGUCGCGCGUGUAGGAGUGAUGGCGGGGAAUUGCUAAGUAUAGAGUCAGAAUCUGAACAACGGCUGAUUGAGACUUUCAUCCAAGAGCUUAAAGCAUCAGACGGAGACUUCUGGAUAGGACUCCGCCGGGACCAAGUCAACGAAGAUAUCAUCGAAGAUUGUCCCUCCCAGUACUAUUGGUUAGACGGCAGUGAGUCAACAUUCAGGAAUUGGCACUGGGAUGAGCCAUCUUGUGGAUAUGAAGUGUGUGUGGUGAUGUAUCACCAGCCUUCCGCUCCCCCCGGCCUGGGGGGUCUUUACAUGUUUCAGUGGAACGAUGACAACUGUGAAACCAAGAACAACUUUAUCUGCAAGUACACCAAAGAACGAUAUCCAGUUCCUACCACUGCAGGGAACAGAACACAGGCUGAUGCCCCAUCUACAUCUUUAAAUCCAAAACACCCUUCAGUGACUGUGAAUGACGAUGGAAUGAGAGUCGUGGUGUCUGGAACGACAGGUACACAGUCUCAAUACAACACUCUCAAUAUUGCCUACAUUAUCCUCCCCACUAUUCCUCUCCUCCUGCUGCUUAUAGUGGCCACAGGAGUUUUCUGCUUCAAGCUUUUUGCCAAAAGAAGGAAAGAGCGAACAGAAACGUGUCCUAAGGAACCUGGCUACUGGGUAUCUGCUGAACGCUGCAACAGUCCAAGUCCAGACGUCUACAACGUUAUCCGCAGGCAGCACGAAGCGGAUCUGGCCAACCCACGACCGGACAUCAAGAACACAUCCUUCCUGGGUUCCUCUCCAGACACCCCACCUGGGGAUUACGAUAAUCUGGCAGGCAGAGACACAGAGAGUGGCUUUGUAACACUGGCCAGCACUGAGAGUGGCUUUGUCACCAAUGAUAUCUACGACAGCUGCCAGGGGCGUGGAAAUGGGCGAUACUAUAGAGAGACGGGAUGGAUGGACAAUGAUCUCUAUGGUUACUGA